AUGGCCACCAAUGGUGUCAAAUCCUUCUCGGAACUCCCCAUUUUCGGUAACACUACAGAAGAGGGAUCGAAGAGAAAACGCAGAGCGUCACCACUUGCUUUUCCCUGGCGAAGAAAGUCUUCAGAUGGAAAGUUUCAACGUGCUUUCGGUGCAUUUGUUCCUACUCGUCUCAAAAGUGACCAUCGAAGCCGUUCUUUGUGCGACAUUAGGAGACAAAGGUCCCUGUCACCAGAAGGCCAGGGCUGUACCACUUCAGACACUAUCAAAAUUCUUGGAAAAUCAGCGUUAAACGUCCUUCAGGGGACAAACCUCGCCCUCAGCUCAACAGCGUCCGUGAAAUCUGUCGCCAAGUUCGUUGGCAAGCCUCCCCUCUUGACGACUUGCGUCUACCACUUCGACCAAGACCUGGCCGAGCCCGACGCUUCCCUGCGCGAACUCCGACUGAACCACCCCCGCACCUUCACCUCCCUCGUUGCGAGCUACCUGAAUUUCCUCGACUUCCAGUCCGAUGACCUUUUCCGCAUUGCUGACGAGGUCGGUCGACAGGAGGCACCAACGGUAGGCAAGAAAAGGAGCACAUCGGCUUCACGCUACACUCUCGGUUCCCCCAUAACUCGAUCUCUUCUCACGCCUGUUAAAAUCAAUAACUUCCUUGCUGGACGGAGCAGCAGCAGGGCUUCACAAGAUUGCAGUAAGUUCAUCUUCCGUCGUCCGGGUGUUCAGAAACAUGUAAACGAAUUGGAAAAACAGCUCUUUGGGCAGAAGGUUUUUCGCGGCGACUGCAAGUUGCGCACAAAGUCUACCGCAUCUGCCUUUUUCGAUGAGUCUGGAAUCAUUUCCAGAAUUCUUGCCUCCCAUGACCCAAUUACAAUUGCCUCAGCGCUCACCCGCAUUCUCCGCCGCCACGGGCCCCUUAUUCCCUCGCGACUGCACCACCUCUUCAUGCAACUGGCCACGCCGGAGAACUGCGACGUGGACAUCGGUCUGCCGGCUGUUCCCUGCCAAAGCACCCGCUCGCAGGCCAUGCGUUGCCGCGCCCUGCGUCUCCUCCUCCAACUUACGCCCUCGCGACACCUCAACCUGGUUUACAGGCCCCUGUGCCACCUGCUCGUGCACGUCACCUCGGAGCCUCUCUGCGCAGUGGACGAUGCCAGCGUGUCCGUCCUGUUCGCCCCCGUAUUCCUCUUAGAACGUGACUCCGCACCGGCAGCUCUCGCAAAUCCACGACUCCCACAAAUUGUCCAAAUGUUACUCGACCUCACGAGACGUGAGAUGAUCGCCACAGACACCGCAGCAAUCAGCAUCUUUAGAGUGCCGCGUCUCUUCCUACACGACUGCCGCAGGAACCUCGUUGCACAUCAGGAAUCUGAAGAUCCACCACUCUACUGCAGUCUACGCUUUUGUACUACGAUGGGCGGCCGACGCAGACGCGAGCGUCGGUCGCCGGCCAAGCCUGCAAGCACGAGGGUGGUCGCGCUCGAGUCGGCGCUAGUCAGUCCUGGCACCCACAAAGUGGGGCAGUUCGAUUCGCCGAAGGACAAAGACGUGCCGCCUGCGAAUCCCACGCUCCUCACUCCGCCGUUCAAGGACACCACCAACUUUGCUGAGACACAAUCCACGCCAAUUAUUAAGAGAACUUGGGCGUCAUCAUCACCUGCUCACCCAAGUGACACAUUCACACGUCUCAUCAGUCGCCCCGUCCCCCCCGCCACCACCCCACCCCUCCUCAUAUGCUUUAUGCUUCUUCGUUUUUACGCUCCCCAAAACCCCUCUUUCGAGUUUGGGUUGAAGACGAACCCGGUGGAGGGUGAAAGUCGAAUGUUCGAAAAGUGGGGCUACUGA
Molecule: messenger RNA, 1842 nt
Organism: Mesocestoides corti
Lineage: Eukaryota; Metazoa; Platyhelminthes; Cestoda; Cyclophyllidea; Mesocestoididae
Source: the annotation of a GenBank genome assembly